Molecule: messenger RNA, 2474 nt
Organism: Cajanus cajan (pigeon pea)
Lineage: Eukaryota; Viridiplantae; Streptophyta; Magnoliopsida; Fabales; Fabaceae
Product: growth-regulating factor 1
Biological process (GO): regulation of DNA-templated transcription; developmental process; DNA-templated transcription
Cellular component (GO): nucleus
Molecular function (GO): ATP binding
Source: RefSeq, a predicted model, not a curated record
GAGCAGAGAGAAAGAGAAAAAAGAGUGUGUGUGUGCAUUGGCAUGCAGCUAUGUAAUCAGAACCAUUAGUUUAUUACUGUAACACAAUGGUCCCUGAAAUAAAUAUACCUACUCUACUCCAAGGUCCAAAGUAACAAGCAAUAACAAUAAGCCUCAACACAAACACUACUCUCCCUUCCUCAUGUUUCUCCCUGAGCCUGUCCUCUCUGAAUAAGUUCUGUUUCAUUUGUUACUAUCAGCCAUCAGCUUUGUGCCCUUUGAUUCCUUUUUACUCUUUUCGUUUUUGCUGUUCUUUCCCUUUCCCUCUGCUCGAUGAUGAAUGGAAGGAACAGGUUCCCCUUCACUCCUUCACAGUGGCAAGAGCUUGAACACCAAGCUCUCAUCUACAAAUACAUGGCUUCAGGCAUCUCCAUCCCCCCUGACCUUCUCUUCACCAUCAAAAGAACAUCCCAUUUGGACUCCCCUCUCUCCUCAAGGCUCUUGCCUCCCCACCCCCAACACUUUGGGUGGAACUAUUUGCCAAUGGGGCUAGGGAGGAAAAUAGACCCCGAGCCAGGGAGGUGUAGAAGAACAGAUGGGAAGAAGUGGAGGUGCUCAAAGGAGGCGUAUCCAGAUUCAAAGUACUGUGAGAGGCACAUGCACAGAGGGAAAAACCGUUCAAGAAAGCCUGUGGAAGUUUUGAAAACAACAACAACAACGACAAACAUAAACACAGAUGCCUUAUCAAUCACCAAAAACAGUCCUCUUCCUGCACUCUCCCCAACCACUCAUGACACUUACCAUCAUCAUCAUCACCACUCCUUCCUCUAUCACCCCUCAAGACCCUCCAACGCUGUUGCUUUGUCAUUCCAAGACAACAGUGCCCCCUUGUUUCUCGACACUGCUUCUUGCUCUCAGAAUAACAACAACAAUGACUGCAGGAGCAGGUAUGUGUAUGGACUGAAAGAGGAGGUGGAUGAGCAUGCUUUCUUCACUGAACCUUCUGGAACUAUGAGAAGCUUCUCUGCUUCCUCAAUGGAAGAUUCUUGGCAACUCACACCACUCACUAUAAGCUCCUCUUCCUCUUCAAAACAGAGGAGUUGCUCUGGCUUAUCCAAUGACAACAACAACGAGUACUCCUACUUGCAACUUCAGAGCCUCAGUGGCAACAACAACAAGCAGCCACAGCAAGAUCAUCAGGGUUGCUACAUAUCAGGCACUGGUGGCAGCGACAUCAAGUGUGAAACGUUCAUGAAACUUGGGAAAGAAGAGCCUCAGAAAACGGUUCAUCGCUUCUUCGAUGAAUGGCCCCCCAAGAGCAGAGGAUCGUGGCUUGAUUUGGACGACAAAUCAUCCACCACCCAGCUUUCAAUUUCCAUUCCCACGGCUUCUCAUGAUUUUGCAACUUUCAGUUCAACAACACAACGAGAUGGUUGAGUUUAGUGGGGUCGUUGUACUUGAAUCAAAGGCCAAUAAUGUACUUACAUGGUGGGGUUCACAUUGUGUUUGUGAGGUCUCUCUUUAAUUGCUCCCCCUUUUUCCAUCUGUUUGUGUUUCCAUGGAGGGAUCCAAUGUGUCUGUCUGUGUGCUAUUUGCUUUGCUUUCAAUGUUGUGUUCUUUCUGCUCUCUCCUACAUUUUCUGUUUUUAUGUUUGAGCUAAGCUAACACUCAAAGUCACGUCCUUCUUUCUUAUUCAUCAUUCUAUUAUGAGUACAAUAUUUUGGAUGCUUUAUAUGGCCCCGGAUUUGGAUUUGCUUCUUUCUCACUUCUCAACUCUUUCACAUGAUUGUGGUCCGAUCAACUUAAUAAUAAUUUUUAAGAUAAACUCUGUUUAAGAACGUGUUUUGUCUGGUGGAUCUUCGAAUUUGAGGGAGAUAUUUUACGGAUAUACACUGUUAUAAUUAUUUCACUACUUGACAUGAGAUUUUCUACUGUUAAACCAAAAUUAGAGAAUAACUAAUGAGGGGAGACAGCCAUAUGAUAAAGGAAAGGUUGGUUUGUACCAACAAAAAUAAAAGGUUUGCCCAAACUUAUUGCUGGCAAAGGGUUCACUCCUACUAGUCAGAAUAUUGCUUCUUGCAAAUUUGUGUAAAGGAAGAGAUAAAUGAUCUGAAAAUCUUUAAGUCGGUAGUUGGCUCUAGCCUAACAUAAUUUUUGCAUGAAGUGGUGUCUUAAUCUAAAAAAUAUUUACCCAAAAAACUGAUUUUCUUACGAUUGUUUUAUUGAAUUUGUUGCUGUUUUGAUGGUUCACCAGCAGAAGUGGGCUUCAAUGAUUAAAGGUCGGGUGCAUGUGCCUCAGUUCUGUGGACAACAUCCAAAUGAAAUAGUAAGAUCAGAGAUGAUGUUCACACAAAGUAUUUCAGAUUUUCUGUUACAUAAAAAACUACAUUUGGGAGAAAUUGUGUCCCCUAAUGCUUAUCAUAAAUUUUCGGUCUACUUUUGUACCAACAAAUAAUCACCUAUAUGUUUUGGUUCCCUCAAAUAAUAAUAUAUGC